CAAUGUCGUCGCCGUUCGUACAUGUUGUGCCCGCGUCCGUAUUCGUGUCUGUGCUGUGAGCGCGUAGCCACCGUGUUCGUCAUAAACGCUGUUUACACACGUUUUUGCCCAUCGUAGCUGACGUAGCUGUAGUCACGGCACAUGUCGCGUUGUGCCGCACAUUUUUGCGUGAAGAAUUUAUUACAACACAAAGGAAAUAUUAACACACGUGUGACGGAAGUGCCACGAGUUUAGUGCAAGCGCCUGGGCGCCUAUGUGACAGAAAGUGCCCGCGCACCGUUAACUAAUUAGCCAACGCCGUCAAUCGUCGCAGACAUUUCGUGGUGCGUUGAAGCGUGUGUCUUUUGUUUGAGCGGAAAAUAGGAAUAUUGAAGAAAGUUGGCGCCGGUGGUCAUUUGCUAUUUGGCGUGCGUAAUCAGUCUGACAAACACCUCUGUGACGCACAAACACAUACUCACGUGCAUAUAUGUAUAUGUGUGAAAUUCUUAAAGCAUUUCUGUGCUGGCGCUCAGUCAGUCAGCAGUGAAAUAGUGUUACUGUGCUGUGGUGAGCUGAAGCAUGUCACAACAUUGAGACAACCGACAUAUACGCUAAUACACACACACACAUAUAUACAUACAUACGUUGAGUGAAGCAGUGGAGCGUGCAUGUGCUUUACGGUCGAAGUGAUUUAAUUGAUUCCAUGCCAUUCAAUUCGGUGCCAUACAAUGCUACAAGAUAAUUCGUUUGCAAUUCAAUUUAUUUCUGUCUGUGGUGAAAAUUGUUGUUGCGCUGCGGAUGAGCAAUAAAUUGACAAAAAGCGAAAGUUGAAAUUGUCUGCAUACAAAGCACACAUACAAACACAGUGGUGUGCAAAACGCCAAAGAGUGAUAUGUGUUUCAAGCAUGUAAGUGUGUGCUCCAGCGUUGUGGUACAUAUGAAAUAUAUAUAAUAUACAAACAUACAUACUGUGUGUGUGCAAUGGACAGUGCUGGUGUUUGGCUUAGUUUGGAGCAUAAAAUCUGAAGCGUAUUUAAGCGCCACAAGCCGAUCCAUUUCAUUUAUCCAUAUGCAUUUAAUUGGUACUGUCUACAGUUUGGCUAUCAAAGGGUUGCGGGCUGCUAAAAUGCGACGCCCAAGCGCUGCCUGAGUGGAUUCUGCGAAAUUGUACAACGAUUUAAAAUAAAAAAAACUUUGCUGGCAACGCAAAGUGUUUAAAAAGCGCAAGGAUAACUAAAAAAACAUAGUGAUGUUUAGUGAAAAAGCUUAAGUUAAAAAAAGAAAACGAAUAAAGCAACUCUUGGUGUGCUGCACAGAUUUCUUAGUAUCGACUUAUGCUGUUUUGAAAUUGAAGCAGAUAAACUCGGCGAGCAAAUAAGCAAAUGAACCAUAACAAUAAAUCGCAAGUCCUUUGAGAGAAUGCUAACACGAUAAAACGGCAGCAUAGUGCCAUUCUAGUGGUGCGAAAGCGAACGGGAAGAGUGGACAGCGGAGGCAGCUGCGCAAAUACAAAUAAGAGACGCAAACGUAACGGUAAUGCAGCCAAGCGGCAAAAAAGGCGCAGGCAGUGUUGGAUGACCGAACAAUUCAAAAGUAGAAAAGUGGUGUGGCCGUGUGAAGUGCACAAAUAUAUAAAUAAAUUGUGAAGUGAGUACACACAGACACACGAACAUAUACAUAAAUACAUAUACAUGUGUAAGCAUGCAGCGACAGGCUAAUCCGCCAGGACCAAGAAAAAUUUAUCGAUAAUCGCGGCAAGAACUCCUACAUUAGCUACGCAAAUGAACUGAAAAGGCCAAAGUGUGCAAUGAAAAUACCGAAAAACAAUAAGUAACAACUACAAUAACAACAACGAAAACAUGAACUGAACUAAGAACUAAAACAAAAGUAAAACGGAGUGCGCAAGAAAAGCGGACCAUCGAAUAAAAGUAGUGCAAAUACAGCAAGCGACCAGCAACAAAGUAUAAACACACAGCAACAACAUUUGAACGCACCAACGAACACGAAGGCCAUAAAAGUGCCGAAGUGGCAAAGUGGCAGUCAAACUAUGAGCAGCGCGCAAUAAAACUUGAAGUCAGUUUAUUUGUGCGCCUAUCGGCGCAAUCGACAAGAGGCGCGGGGGUGUGUGUAGAAGUUGAAGUGACGCUUGCAAACUGUCGCACACACACACACGCGAACAUUGCUCAAAAGCAAAGUGAGUCAAGCGCACUGAAGUGCCACUGAAAAUUCGUAAAACAUAAAACAAUCGCAAAGCAGGCCGUCUACAAGCGGCGCGCAGGUCUUACGGCCCAUUCAUUCGGUUCAAUAAAACUGUGCAAUAUAAUUUUAUACAAAUAUCUUGUUAUUGUUUCAGUUUUUAUGGCAUAUUAUUUAUGUUCUGUAGAUUUGGCAUUUUCAAAAAGGAAGUGACACAAAUAGACUGUGCAGAAAGAAAAUGAACUAAAACAAAAUAAAAUACAUACACACGCACACACAUUCAAAUAAGUAAAACACAACAAAACGGCAUUGUGCCGACGUGAAAAAUAUUGAAACUGACAGUGGCAGCAUGAUAGUCAUAAGAAAGGCUGACAGCCCUCACAAUAAUUACUUUCACACCAGCAACAAUAACAAAAAUAAUAAUAACAGCGACAACAACAGCAAUAGCAGCAGUAGCAAAAGUAACUACAACAACUGUAAUUUUAAUAAGAAUCACAACAACAAAUCGCUGUUAACCCCACUGCCGACAGUGCUUGGAAUUUGCGGCAGCUAUUGUUGCAACAGCAGCCUGGUCUGGCAGUUGGUGGCACACAGUUGGUGAGCAGCAGCGCAGUGCAAUGAACUGAGGUGCGGGGGAAUUGACGCCGUUUCCGUGUGAAUAGACAAGAAUUUAGUGCAUAAAUCCGCAAUGCGAAUACAGUCAGUCCCACAACAACAACAACAACAACGACAACUAUGUCCAUUACACAAACACAACUGAGUGAGUGCAAUAGUGGCGUCAAGUAGAAAGACGAAGUAAGCCAAAAGAGACACAUACAUACCAAUACAUAUAUACAAAUUAUUCAAAGGUGCCAAGCAACGUCAUAGCAGAGCGUUAGCUGCGCGGCAGCGUCCAUUAUAAAAAAAAAGUUUGUGAAAUUGUAAAUCCCGUGAAUCGCGUGUAUCCCUAGGCGCCACAGCAGCGUCAAUAGCAGCAGCAGCAACCACCGCACUUACUAACAUACAUACAUACACAAGCACCGGUAGAGCGACAGACAGCAUGCAUUCGCGGCAGCCAGACGUGCGCGCGCCAAUGUGGCAACAGCUGCUACCAGCUGUCAUUUUCUCGCUGCUUAGCAUAGUACCCCUUCAUGCCGAAGUUGUCGAUUUGACGCCACAAUACAGCGCAUCUCCCGCCGUCAUAACCAGCAGCAGCAGCAGCGUCACAGUGGGUGUCACAUCCACGGCGACAGUGCCAGCCUUCGUGGAACCCUACUUGGAGGGCUAUGCCUCAACAAACGUAACCGCACAGAUCGGCACGCACGCGUAUUUGCCAUGUCGGGUGAAGCAGCUCGGCAACAAAUCAGUGUCCUGGGUGCGCGUGCGUGAUGGUCAUAUACUCACCGUUGACAGAGCCGUCUUCAUUGCAGACCAAAGAUUUCUGGCGCUAAAGCAACCGGACAAAUUCUGGACGCUGCAAAUAAAAUACGUACAAGCAAGAGAUGCGGGCGCCUACGAGUGUCAAGUGUCAACGGAGCCAAAAGUUAGCGCCCGAGUGCACUUGCAAGUGGUUGUGCCACGCACCGAAAUUGUCGGCGGACCAGAACGCUUAGUGAAGGCUGGCAGCACUGUCGUGUUGCGCUGUAUCGUACGCGGUGCCCUGGAGCCGCCCACCUUCAUUAUGUGGUAUCAUAGUACGGAGCAAAUCACCAGCGAUUCAACACGUUAUCGCACACAAGUUGACCGAAAUAUACCCGAAAUCGAAGGCGAUGCCCAUAGUACGACCGGCUCAUUAAUCAUUGAAUCAGCGAAAAAACGUGAUAAUGGCAAUUACACAUGUAGCCCGUCAAAUAGUCCCAGUGUGACUGUGAUGCUCAACGUUAUAAAUGGUGAAUCAUCCGCAUCAGCUGUCACUUCAUCCGCUCCAGUACGAAAAGCGUACACAGCCUGCAUACUGGCCAUGCUCUUCAGUAUCGUUAUAAUUGGUGGACACAACACAUGACAUGUUAAUUUGCAAAAGCAACAAAAACAGCAACAACACAAAGUUGAAGAUGAGAAACAAAAGCGCAUAGAGGAAAAUAAAUCAAUACAGAUUGUACGCACGCAAAACAAGAUGACAAUGAAAAGUUGCACAAAGAGCACUUUGUGUGCACAACAACAACAACACUCGACUAAAAUAAAAGAAACAUUGCUGCAACAACAACAACUGUGCGGUUCAGUACAUUAAUGCGUCAGAGAAAAAACUAAAACGAUUUCUUCUUUAACUUGUAAGUUUAUAUAGGCAACCGUAUCCAUAGAUAUUAGAUACAAAAACAAAAAGAACAACACAUAGACUUAUGUGUGUACAACAAGCGGCGGCUAAGCAAACAACAACAAUAAAACAAACAAAAACACACAACUAGCAGUAAAAGAAAUAAACAACCGAGUAGGCUAGGGACUAAGCUGCAUUUGUUGUAGCAGUUGUUGUUGUUGUAGCCGAGUGAAAAAACCCACAAAGCAGCAAAGAAGGCACACAAGAAACAGCAGAAAAAACAUGCCAACAACAAGAUGUAGGCAGAAACAUACGUACGCUUAAGCAACAACAAUACACAUACACACAAAUAUACCAACAUACACACACACAUACACACGUGCAGCCAAAAAAACACACAUGCAGUGUCAUAAACAAAUGUAGUGGCAAUUGAAACGUAAGAGCUGCACACAUACACACCCGCACUGCUACAUUUGUUUGCGUGCUGCACGGCCUGAGAAUUAGUGUUACUCAUACGACGCGUACGUCCCCGGCAGCAAACACCUGCUGACACGUGCGUGCGGCGUGUUAUCUUACAAGCGUGCGCCUGGCAUUUGCCGUUAAGCGCUUACGGCCCACAACAACAAGCCGCAGUGACAAACACAAACAAACAUUGGAAAUCUCACACACACACAUAGCCAACACAUAAGGAAAACAAGCCAACAGUUAGAAAAAAAUCCAAAAGCUCUAAGCAUAACAUUAGCAAAAGUUAACUAAGCUAGGUAAAUGUAAGUAUACCGUUAAGUACGUGCAAAUGUAUUCACAACAGUAAAAAACAAACUCACAAGUUCAUGUGUGCAUGUAUGUGUUCAGCAUUGUAAGAACUAACUGGGUUUUAUCGGGAGUUGCGACAAAUUUUGCUAGAUUUCGCACAGAGGUCUUCAAUAUAGCAACUGCCGAUUUUUUGUAUAUGAUUGUGUUGUAUUGCAUUUAACUUUAAUUACAAAUACAUAUGUAAAUUUAGUUUUAUAGAUUUUCUAUGCAAAAAUCACUGUGCUAAAUUUGAAAUAUGGUAUCAGCAAAAACAAGUCAAAUAGUAAUAAUAAAAAAAACAAAACAAUAAAGUGUAAUUAAGCAACUUCUAUUUCAGACUUAGGUAAGUUUACAAAAACAAAAACAACAAAAAAUACCAUGCAAUUUACUAUAAAACAUGGAAACGUUAUUUAAAUGAGAAACGCUGCUAAGAGAAAAAAGAGAAUAAAACCAACACUUCACUCAAAUAUAAAAUUAAAUAUGCAUACAGAUAUGAAAAAAUGGAAAAUGUGUUAGUAAAUAAGCGAAAAAAUAAACAAAAGCUACUUGAAUGUAGCGUUAACUUAUGAGUGCAUAGAAUAAUUUUACUUAACAUAUGAAAAAUCUCGCAUUUGUGUAAAUAAGCGUAAUUUUAGUGAAAUAAAUAAGUGAAAUUAAAAAGGAAAAUAAAUUGAAUUAGAUAACAACAACAUAAGCUGCAAGUAAAUAGUUGUAUCUGCAAUUUACACUCUACCUUAAUGAAUUGUUCUAGGCGGUAUAGUCUGCUCUCCCUAACUCUUUCACCUACACAUACAAAACCACCUGCGAAAUCUAAUAUUUGCAUGCAGUACAGUAAACUAUUAGAAAAUAAAUACCUACAAAUAAUUUAUACAAAUAUACAAAAAAUUUUCUUUGCAAGUUUGUGCAACAUAAUUUAUAUGUCAUGAUAUAAAAUUUUAACUUUUUGCUAAAAAAAAUUCUUUUCAUUUACAAUAAAAUUUGAAAAAAAAACGGAAUUAUUUUUUAUAAGCACCACUGAAAUAAUAAUUAUCUCAUGAUAUAAUAGAUAACUCAUGACACACAAUAUACAACUAUUGUUGACAAUUAUAUUCUUUUAAUUUAGAAAACUAUAAAAUACGUUUUUGUGCAAAACCACUGAUAUAAUAAAUAUCGCAUGACAUAAAAUUUGCAAAUUUUACCAACAAUAUUUUCUUUACAUUUAAAAGUUGAUUUAGAAAAUUAGUUUUUGUAGGCAUCACAGAUAAAACAUAUAUCGCAUGACAUAAAAUGUACAAUUUUGCUAACAAUUUUUUCUUUUCAGCUAUAAUUAAUUUAGAUAAACACUAAGUUAUUUUUUGUAUGAACUAAAAUAUAUUAAUUAUCUCAUGAUUUCUCAAAAUUUUCAACUUUUGUUAACAAUCUUUUAUUAAGCUAUAAUUAAUCCUAAAAAAAACAUAGCGAUUUCUUACAGUGUCUAUUAAUAAUAUAAUUAUCUCAUGGCCGAACAUUUUCAAUUUUUGCUAACAUCUCUUUUCAUUUAAAAGUUAAAAUCAAAGAAUAACUUUUUUAGGCAAUGCUGAUACAAUAUUUAUCUCAUGAUAUAAUUGUUUUUAUUUUUACGAAAAAAAUAUAACAGAAACAAAUUAAAAAAAAUACACAAAAUUUUUCUUCACAAAUUAACGCAUGACAUAAAAUUUAUAAAUUUUAUCGCCUAAUAUAUUUUCAAUUGUUUAUAGUGUUUUUAGAAUAGCUUACAUCUCAAGUUAUAUGAUUUUGAAUUUUGUAUAUACACCGCAAACAGAUUACUCGCAAGUCCUACUCAAUCUCGCCCACAAAUAAAGUUCCAGUUCGCAUCGAUAAAAAUGUCUCACCUUCUUGGAGGUUAUACUAAUACACAUCAGUAGAUUUUACAAUUUUCCCAGUAUUAUCACACAUCUUUAAUCGAACAGCAAUAACAAGAUAUGCAGCGCUUUUUUCAGUAAUUCUAUUAUUAUUAUGAAAUCAUGCGCUUUUCUAUGCAAUAUUUUGUUUUGCAAGAACGAAUCCGCUGUUUCAAGCUUACUACCUGUCUUAUUGCUUCAAACCACUACAGUAUGUAUAGCCAAAGAACUCACCAUUCGACGAAAAGUAACGAAUAUAUGCUAGUAUUUUAGUCCAUUAUAACGCGGACUCAUGAAGAGGUUAAAGCACUGAUUUUUUUUUUUUUUUUUUUUUUGUAAUGGAUAGCUUUUCUCACUCCCUCCAAAACUUUCUUUUCGGUUUUCGUUCACGGAGAAGUUGUGUAAAUAAAUCUCAGAGUUUAAUCUUGUGACCUUAAAACGAACCACCAACUUUAUUCUGAUUUUGAUUAACUCAGCCACUUAGUGAACGUUUAUGCCAUGAAAUUAUAACGUUUUCUCUUUCCUGCCUACAUCUCUCGCCGUGUAAAAAGUAAUAAUUUAAAACAGAGUCACAUCAUAUUUCUGCUUUAGUCGAGAGAUGGCGUACGUAGGAAGUUAAGCGAGGAAUAUAAAAAAAUUCUAAGUCUUCUAUAUCCUCUCCCAUUGUAUUUUAUAUUAACAGCCUCUUAUUAUAUUUCAUUUUGUCUCAAUACGAAAAGCUUGCAAAAAAUCGCCUGAAUUUAACUUAGCAUUAAUUUAUUCUAUUCUUAUGUCUUAUAUUUUAUUCUUAGCUCUGAAACAAGUGGAAUAAAUUUAAAGUCGAUUGCAGUUUUAAUUCAAUGAUAUUUGUCGUCAUAGAUGUAUUCAUACAGUGUGCGGUUACACAACACAAACAAGACAAAUUAACCGCAAUUACUUAACCAAUUCAGCAAAAUUGUGUUUGUUUGUUUGUUGCUGUAUGAUCACAGGUAUAUAUAUGUAUGUAUGCACAUGUAUAAAACAUAUAGAAUGUAUGCAAAGUUAGCUAUAUAUAUACAUAUAUAUACUCUGAACUAGCCGACUCUUUGUACGAAAGCGACUUUUACACACAUACAUCAAAAAAUUCACGCAGCCAUACCAAGCAAAUACCUGACAUUUGACAAAUGACACAAAUUUUGUGGUUUCUGAUAAUUUGAAUUUUAAACUAUCGAGAGCUAGGAAGCUACACGAAGUUUUGCGCCAUUGAAUCUUACCCUCAUUCAUCACUUAUUUUUGCAAUUCGCAAAUAAGAUUUCAACAGCAACAAUUUUGCUUAAAAGACCCACAAACAACCAAACGAAUUGAUAUACAAAUCAAAACCAUCAAAAAACUUAUUUGUGUACAUAGAAAUUUUCUCGUAACAGUAAAUUCUCCAACAACAUAUAUUGCCACCAACAAAACCAGAAGGAAAGUCCGCAUUGUCUCUCAAUAGAAAAAUACUGAGAAAAGUCAUAGCAAUGAAGAAAAAUUUAUUCCAUGAACAUAUUUACCGUAAAUAAGUAGAGCUAAAUUAAAUAAUAAUAAUUGUAACUAGAGUAUUUGAAAAUAAAUUUUGUAAAAUAAUUUUAGAACUUCUAAUCCAUUCAAUAUACUUAAGUAUUUAGCUGGUAAGCCUUUUCUUGGGGAAUGAGGUACAAUGUGAGUGAGUUUUUCACGGUGUUUUGAAACAAGUUUUGUAGAAAGUCAAACAAGAUAUGCCAAAGUGAAAUUGCAGCAGCAAUGUUUACAUAUUUACAUAACAUUAAAUAAUUUUAAAUUUGAGUUCCACCAUUAUUAUUUUAAAUAUUUUUUUAAAUAUUUGCUUUUUUCUUUCGUAAAAUGAGUUUACUUUUAACGCAUAAAUAUACUCAUUUUAUAGAAGAAUGUGUCAAACUCUGCGAAAUAUUCUCACUUUAAGCUUAUAGCAUUAAUGAGAGCGCUGAAGACCACUUCAUUUUCCACCUAAAAUAAAAUAAACUUAUUUGCUCGAAUUUGCAGUGCAACUUGGCAGUGGCUUUGAAACAGCUCCGUGUUGAAAGAGUCAGCAUUGAAUGCAUUAAAGAAUUAUUUUAAGUUCUUAAAUAUUAUAUUUAACAAUGAGAUCAGACGUUUCACCUACUUAUUGUGAAUGACUGAGCCAUUUACACAAUACUACUAGAAACACUUGAUGAAAAUGUUACUCAUACGCCAUGGCAUGCAAAUGAGUUUCGAAGAUUUUUACCAUAGUUAAAAUAUGUGCGAGAAAAUAUUUUUAGUUCUACAGGGCAUGCUGCAGGCUGUAAAACUUGAUAAAGUAUAUACUCAACUUUCUGCCUCUUUUUGGCGUAGACAUACUGAUUAUAGCCGGCUCAACUUUGGCUAACUAAAAUAUUUCCCCUUGUGGUUGAAAGAGCUCAACAUUGCAUCCAGCAAAUAUUCAAUAUUUAAAAAUAAAUACUUUUUUAUUCACAUAAAAAAUUUGAUCAGAAAAUGUAGAAUAUUGGAGCUCUUUCUCUGCUAAGUGGCUAAUGCAGCACAAUUAUUGUAAAUAAAGGCGGUACACUUACUUUUCUCGCAGCACUUGUUCAAGGCAAUAUAAUUUCUGUAAUUUCUUCCUUGACUCGAACUUUUUCUUCUAAAUGUAUUUUCCUAUAAUAAUCAUAAUUUCUCAAUUUUUCGCUUUGUUUUCGAAAAAGUUGCGAUGAUUUUCCGAAUACUUGACGACAUGUGAAAGCAUCAUAUAUUACCUCAUAUUCCAAGCAAAAACCCAAAUUGAGCAUUAACUGUAAAAAUCGUGAAUUUUUAGAUCUAAGUUGCGCAGGAAUAUAAAAUCAAAAUAUUACAAAUAAACAGGAAGCUAUACAUAUAUAAUAUAUAUAAUAAAAGCAGUUUAAAAAAUCUCCUGAUAGUGUUGAAGACUGAGCUGCUUGCGAAAAUUCGACUUGGUCAAAACCAAUAACGCUGCUACAAAUCAGAGACGGGGGCAAUGCUUCAGUGAAAUGAAAGCGAAGCGCCACGUAAGCGAAAUGAGUAGAAGGCGAAAAUGUUAACUAAGUAUAUAUGCAUGUAUGUAUUUCUCCAUUUAUUUUAUACUGCUGUGUUAUCUGCGUAUGUUAGUACAGUUACGGUAAAUAGCCAAGCACAAGUCUUUAACAUAUUCACGAAAUAUUCAUGGAAUUUUACAAUAAAAGCAUACGUAUGUACCACUGCAUAUACUAUUUACAUAUAACAUAUAUAACUAAUAAUGGAGAUACUUUAAAAUAUUGUAAAUAUUAAACUAAA
Molecule: messenger RNA, 10314 nt
Organism: Bactrocera neohumeralis
Lineage: Eukaryota; Metazoa; Arthropoda; Insecta; Diptera; Tephritidae
Gene: dpr11
Product: zwei Ig domain protein zig-8
Exons: 8
Coding region: 3215-4156 (313 amino acids)
Biological process (GO): synapse organization
Cellular component (GO): neuron projection membrane
Source: RefSeq, a predicted model, not a curated record